This is a messenger RNA of Schistosoma spindalis, 824 nucleotides long. The record is from the annotation of a GenBank genome assembly. NCBI's taxonomy places the organism in Eukaryota, Metazoa, Platyhelminthes, Trematoda, Strigeidida, Schistosomatidae.
GUGGAAGUCGUGCCUUGCUUUGGGCGCCAAGCGCUAUCAUUUAAAUGGCUCUCUGUCCUAUUUUCAGGCGAGCGUCGUCUAUAGUGACAUUGCUACCUCGAUGUUCGUCUUCAGUGAGUCCUGCUGUUGCCGGUGGAAUAAAAGACAGAAUGCUCAAGUUUAUUACCAACAACCAUAAUCUUUUCGAUACAGUUUCUGGAGAUUUGAAUGUCCCUGUGGAAAGUAAGCUGUCGUGGUUACAAGAGGAUCUUAUCAUGGAGAUUUCAGAAGUAGAACCGGACACCGGUCGUGGAGAAAUCAAGCCCAGUACAAAAGAAAAUCCUAAUCUCGUUAGUAGUUCUAAUGUCAGAGCUAUUCAGCGAUGUCACUGUAGUCCUCACGACCAUCAUCUAAAAUGUUUGGUUUUGUAUCGUAAUCUUCCUGCACGUUGCUUUUGCGGUCACUGGUUCCUUCUCGUUGAUGAACAGCGCUAUGAGGAGGAGCGAGAGAAAAAGUGGAAUAAAAUUAAAGAUGAACCAGCAAAUGCUGAUUUGCUUAAACGAUUUGAUAUCUUGGAGAAAGAAUUAAACAUCCUUUUAGCAGAUGGGAAAUCUAUGACACCAAAGUCUCCGGGUGCGGAUGAAAUGAUGGACAACAUGGCUCUAAAAUGGAAGGAAAUGAAAGAAGUGUAUGCUGUCAUACGCAAAAAUAUGCUGCUUGACUAAAACAAAUAGGUGUUCUGUAUUUCAGAGUGGAUAAGUUUUAGUCGGUUUAGCAUUAGCCAACAAUUUCAAAUAGUCUUGUUAUUGAAACCAGUAAAAUUAAAAUUUCUUUUUACUGUUUAC